This is a messenger RNA of Serpula lacrymans var. lacrymans S7.9, 960 nucleotides long. RefSeq lists its product as uncharacterized. The coding region runs from base 1 to 960 and encodes 319 amino acids. The record is from RefSeq and is a predicted model, not a curated record. NCBI's taxonomy places the organism in Eukaryota, Fungi, Basidiomycota, Agaricomycetes, Boletales, Serpulaceae. The transcript has a single exon.
AUGUCCAAUUUAGAGUACCGAGAUCAGCCCGAGCAAUCCAGCAGCACGGACGACACAUUUUCUCGGGAAAUGAUGGACUCAUUACCCAGAAUAGACACUCCCCCGCCCAAAGAAGUCUCUUUGGAGGCAUAUGUAAAACAAGAAGUCGAGAAGGCAAUCAGAGAAACUCGCCUUCUAUACCAGUCCCAACCCGACGAGGCACUAGAAGAAGUGAGCGUCUUAGAGAGAAGACUAAAAAAGACUACAAAGACAACACCACUCCCAGAAAGAGUGGAGAGAACUAGGACAGCCCUGGAAAAACCAGAAAACUUUUCAGGAGAUAAGAAAAAGUAUCAGGCUUUUAGAGAGUCCUUACUUUUACACUUCGAAGAUAACGCUGUCUAUUUCGAAGAUGACAGAAAAAAGAUAAGCUUUGUGCUAUCUUUUAUGAAAGAGGGAGAAGCCGUGGCCUUUAGAACCGACUGGCUAGAAAACAGAGUCGACGCCCAACAAAUGGGGCUCGACAUCACAAACACAUACGGAAGUUGGCCGUUUUUUACCGACAAAAUGGAAGAAAGAUUCAAAGACAGUUUUGAAAAAGAAACUGCAAAGAAUGAAAUAUUGACCCUAAAACAGGGCAAUGAGACUGCUCAGGCCUUCUUUGAAAAGUUUGAAGAAAAGAAGAGGUGGGCAGGAUAUAACAGCAGAAUGAACGAAGAAUUCCUGGUCUCACUAUUGAGACGAAACAUGAAUAAACCCUUGGUAGACCGGGUGAUCUACGGAGGGCAUAUUCCCAGAGAUUACCAGGAAUGGAAACAAGAACUCAUCCGGAUAGACUACAUCUGGAGAGAAAGAGAAAAAGAAAAGAAAGGAUCCGAAUUUGGAAGGAAACCAAACGAAAAGAAUUCGGCAAAACCAGAGAAGAAGAAAGAUGGAACUGGCUACACCUAUACGGUGUCAUGCACCAAAGUUGAUUGGUAG